This is a messenger RNA of Talaromyces amestolkiae, 207 nucleotides long. RefSeq lists its product as uncharacterized. Bases 1 to 207 code for a protein of 68 amino acids. The transcript has 2 exons. The record is from RefSeq and is a predicted model, not a curated record. NCBI's taxonomy places the organism in Eukaryota, Fungi, Ascomycota, Eurotiomycetes, Eurotiales, Trichocomaceae.
AUGUACUCCUGCUCCAACUACCCUCGAGGCUGCCGCGGUCGCUGCAACAUCCAAGGCGGUAAAUGCAGUGAUUGCACAUCGCUCAAUCUACGACGACCUCGCACAAUGGCAUCCCCGUUUGCUCAGAAUCAAGGCGAAUUCCGCCGCCUCGCCCAGAUGACCUCCUGCGCCCAACCCGAGGCUCCCGAUAAGUCCAACCAGGUGUAA